This is a messenger RNA of Alternaria arbusti, 879 nucleotides long. RefSeq lists its product as uncharacterized. The record is from RefSeq and is a predicted model, not a curated record. The transcript has 2 exons. Lineage: Eukaryota; Fungi; Ascomycota; Dothideomycetes; Pleosporales; Pleosporaceae. Bases 1 to 879 code for a protein of 292 amino acids.
AUGCCUACGCAACUGGCGCACCCAUCCCCGAAGCGCAAGCGCGAUCAACCCCCGCCUGUCCCUCUGCUCAACACGGCCCUCGCCCUGCGUCCCGCAUCCGCACCGCCACGAGGCAGCCCCGCGCCCUCAUCAGGUCCUGAUAGCCCACGAAAUGUAGUCGCAGAUCAGCUGCGAGGUAUGAACCUCGCUGCACUCGCGGCAAUACCCAUGUCCCCGCUCACGCCAACCGACGAUGUGAUACGCAAGAAGCCGAAGCUCGAUGCCAUGAGGGUAGACAGCGGAACUGCAUCAGAUACAUAUACCAUCCGCGAGAGUUUCAGCAGCUAUACAAACGGGGAAGACUUGGAUACUGUCGCUGUGACGACUGAGCUGGACCUCUCUCGGGCGUCGCAACCCCGCUUGUUGCCAGAUAUCGCUUCUUUUGCCCAACACACCAGCUUCGUCUCAUCGCCUAUACCCACGACCCUGCAGUCGCAUGCAGCUGCAAAGCAGAAGUCGCGCGCGCAAAGCCCCUCUUCUUCGCAACCCCGCCCUCGGGCUAGAUCGCCGUCGCCCUCAAUGUCAGCUCUCACGUGGCGAGAUAGCGAGAUCACGGGACACUUGGUCGAUCCUUCGACUGACCCAGAUGAUGACGGUACUGGACUCAACGGGAUCGGCUUCAAGCCUACACCAGCAUUAGCAUAUGCGAGGUCGCAGAAGCGGCGACAACAGUUGACCGAAUGGAAACUACGUGAGACUCGCGAGGCGAGAGCGAAACGUAGUGAGAGACGGCGGAGGGGUGUGCGAGACACGCCUUCGCGGGAAGUGACAGUUGAACGGGAAGUCAUGCCUGUCAACAAGAUCGAGACGACGAAGCGGACGGUCAAGUUUGCUGUAUGA